GCUCCUCCACUCUUCCCGUAGAAAACUUGUUCGAGCCCUUGUUUGAAGCAGCAGGGUAGGAUAGGGUGGAGCCGCCGGUGACCCCGGCGGUGGCGGUGGCAGCGGCAGAGGGGGUCGGCGAGUAUGGCCGCUGGGGCGAGGAGGCGGAGCCGAUGACCCCGGCGGUGGCGGCGGCAGAGGGGGUCGGCGAUGAUGGCCGAUGGGGCGAGGAGGCGGAGCCGAUGACCCGGGCGGCGGCGGUGGAGGGGUCCCAGGGGCUCAAGGAUCGACGUCUGAUGCAGCCGUGGUUCCUCGUCGUCAAGAGCUAGAUCGAGCGCACGGCGGUGUAGCCGUUCAGAGGAAGAGGAAGAGCAGUAGAGCACCCUACGCAGGUUCGGCCGUGGCGUCACGGAGGAGACGGAGAGAAAGGGCACCGGUGGCCCCGUGAAGGUCGAAGAGGUCGACGCCUCGUCGUGCAGCGCGCGAUGGUGGACCGAUGGGCGUCCAAGAGGCACUUGACCUUGCCGGAUCACGCUGCUGCUAGCGUAAUCCAGGCCGGAUCUGUGGAGAGCCCGGCGCAGCACCGUCUACAGGUCCAUAUCUCUUACAGUCUUACUCUACCUUAUUCCUUGUAAGUUCACGGCUUCCAUUGCUCUUCAGUUCUGGUUAGUAGUUGGAAACUGCAAAAGUAUCUGACGAAGCACAUGAGCUUUUCACAGUGGCCAUGUAACUAAAUUCUGAAUGUUGCUUCGUUAUGCUUAAUGGAGCAGGUGGGCCACUCCCUUUUGUCUAAGAUUUUGCAAAUUGAUAAGGGCCGGAGCUUCAAUGAAGAAUCUACUAUUCAACACACAGCCCAACUCGACAGGCACUAGCCAUGUCAACAGGCACUCAGGGGCAUGCUCGCCUCGGCAGUCAUCAAGGUGGCAAUAGGACACUUGAAUUCUACCAUUUCAGGCGAGAUCAAGCUGCACAGGAAUAUGAGGAACGAUCCGAUCUGGAGAACAUGAAGAUGACGCUGGAGUCGGUGGACGCUGUGCUUCUGUGGCUGAAGCAACUUAAGGAUGCCGCGAACGACAUCUCUCACAUGCUUGAAGAUUUUGAAGAUGAAACCGACCUCAACCUGGUAUUUGGCAAUGUUGGCUCUUGGGCUGCCCAAUUGAUCACUGAAGCUGGUGGCAAGGUUGUCUCCAUCAGAGAUGUCACAGGGGCUAUCAAGAACUCCAAUGGCAUUGACAUGGCCAAGCUGAUGAAGCACUCGGCAGAGAACCGCGGGAUCAAGGGCUCCGACAAAAGGCGACGCCGUCGACCCGACCUCGCUGCUCACGGAAGAGUGCGACAUGCUCAUCCCGACAGCUCUGGGAGGAGUCAUAAACAAGGACAAUGUUGAUGCCAUCAAAGCAAAGUACAUCAUCAAGGCUGCUAACCACCCAACAGACCUCGAGGCCGAAGAGAUUCUGGCAAAGAAGGGCGUGCUGAUCCUACCGGACAUCCUGGCCAACUCCGGCGGAGUGAUGGUGAGCUACUUCGAGUGGGUGCAGAACAUCUAGGGGUUCAUGUGGGACGAGGAGAAGGUGAAUCGGGAGCUCAAGACGUACAUGACCCGUGCCUCAAACAUAGUUCUGAUUAUUUAGGCAGUGUAUGGCGCCGUAUAAAAUGGACAGUAAUUAUGUAUAGUAUAUCUUCAAAAACCAGAAUUGGCUCAAUUUGGAACAAUGCCUGCUUUAUAUGAAUUUCUUGCCCGC
Molecule: messenger RNA, 1721 nt
Organism: Triticum dicoccoides
Lineage: Eukaryota; Viridiplantae; Streptophyta; Magnoliopsida; Poales; Poaceae
Exons: 5
Coding region: 854-1366 (170 amino acids)
Biological process (GO): L-glutamate catabolic process
Cellular component (GO): mitochondrion
Molecular function (GO): L-glutamate dehydrogenase (NAD+) activity
Source: RefSeq, a predicted model, not a curated record